This is a messenger RNA of Brassica napus (rape), 787 nucleotides long. Its product is annotated as putative defensin-like protein 66. The record is from RefSeq and is a predicted model, not a curated record. NCBI's taxonomy places the organism in Eukaryota, Viridiplantae, Streptophyta, Magnoliopsida, Brassicales, Brassicaceae. The coding region runs from base 389 to 637 and encodes 82 amino acids. The transcript has 2 exons.
UCUAUAUUAAAUAUUAGUGAGAAAAUAGUAAAAUCUAUAAUAUUUAAUAAAAUUUAUUUUUAAAUAUAAGUUAGAUUUAAAAAAUUUCUUACUGCACAUGGUGUAGAAAAAUACCUAGUUGCAAAUAAUAUCUAGGGGAUUUGUUUACAUCAAUAGACAAUGAUCUGGAUGAGAAAUAAAUGAGAAGAUUUUAUUCCUUUUUCUGUUAUGUUGAUAUUUUUCUAUUCAAACUUUUUCGGUCAAAAUCAUAUUUCUAGUUACUAUUUACAGGUUUAUGCAAUUUAUAAAUACAUCAUUUUUAUGGUCAACUAAUGGACAUUAAACUAAAUCUCAGAAAUAUAAAAAAUUUGUUUGGUAAGAAACUGAGUAUUUUUUUUUGAAGGUUUAUAUGGGUUCUUUCAGAUUGAUGGUUACUUUCACUCUUGUUGCUAUGACGGUCAUUUCAUGUGAUCUUUUCAAUGUUGAAACGGGGAUCUUUGUGCAAGCUGCGGGUCCGAUAUGUGGACAAGUUUGUUCUGAAAAAUUUGAAGAUGAAAAAUGCUAUAAAUAUUGUGUAGGAUUGUCUUAUAAAAACGGUUUUUGCUUUCAAUCCGAUCCUAAAACUUCUACACUUCGCUGUUGUUGUGCAAACGAAUAAAAUAUGUAAUAUGUCCUCUCUCAUCAAACAUGUUGUGUCCUCAAGUCUUUAACUAUGGUGUUCUCUUUUUCGGUGGAAAGAUCAAAUAAGUGUGAACGUCCGUUAAUGUCAUUUGCGUAUUAUAUAAUGAUUUUGCUUUUAAAAUGCUAA